Exophiala xenobiotica is the source of this 633-nucleotide messenger RNA. RefSeq lists its product as uncharacterized. NCBI's taxonomy places the organism in Eukaryota, Fungi, Ascomycota, Eurotiomycetes, Chaetothyriales, Herpotrichiellaceae. The record is from RefSeq and is a predicted model, not a curated record. Bases 1 to 633 code for a protein of 210 amino acids. The transcript has a single exon.
AUGUCGAAUUAUCUAGGCUGGUCUGUGGGUGCCUGGGCAGGUACUCGUACCAGUGUCACUGACAAUGCCGACGCCGAAGCUUUCAAAGAGGCCCACCUUGAACCGGCGAGCAGUGGCAUAAAAGUUCAGAAGCUUGAAGUCUUCCUUACAAUGGUCCAAGCAGAACCAGAACCAGAACCAGAACCAGAACCAGAACCAGAACAAGAACCAGACUACACCGUCGUGUUUCGGAAAAAUGCACUUGUCGGGCGGCUCUGGGAGGCGCUUCUCAAGAAAAUGCCCAGCGAGUCCCCAAUUCCCUUCAAAGAGCUCUGGAAGGACUUCGACACAGACGACCGAAAAGACCAACUUGAAGUCUACAAACUCGCUCUUGACAGCAUCGCUUCAUCAGGUAACGAGCGGGCCAAGCUUCUUGGUGUGCAGGUAACGGCCCUUAGCUGGCUUGAUGACAUUUGGGAAGUUGAAGAAAUCCAGCAAGCUGGCCCGAAGAUUGUGCAAAUGAUGAAGGAUCCCAAAGAACAUAUCAAACAAGACGAAAGCGGCAAGAAGCUGAACAUGGUUUUGGAUGGCAUUGUUUUCGCUUGCUACCUUGCCAACUGGCUUCUGGAACAUCAACAGAAGCAUGCAUGCUAA